Messenger RNA from Gekko japonicus, 3474 nucleotides. RefSeq names its product MAP7 domain-containing protein 1-like. Bases 1 to 2676 code for a protein of 891 amino acids. The transcript is spliced from 18 exons. The record is from RefSeq and is a predicted model, not a curated record. Gene Ontology annotation, biological process: microtubule cytoskeleton organization. Lineage: Eukaryota; Metazoa; Chordata; Lepidosauria; Squamata; Gekkonidae. Gene Ontology annotation, cellular component: microtubule cytoskeleton.
AUGCUGUGUGAGUGGGGGCACACCUUCCCCUCUGAUGAGCAGCGUGUGGAUUACGUGGCCUCUCGGCUUUGGGAGCGGGCAGCCGACUGGUUUGUGGGGCUUUACAACAUCACGGCCCCGGAGCUUCGAGAUGUGGACGCCUUCAUACAGGCCCUGCGGCACCAGUUCGAGGACCCGCUGGAGCUAGAGAAGGCUCGCACACGCCUCCGGGGCUGCGUCAAGGAGCUUGCCCCAAACGAGAUCCUCCACAACAUAACACAGCCUCUCGGAAGUGAACGGACUCGCCCUUCGCCUGCCACAGUUGGCGAUAAUGGAUGUUGCCGGGGUGACCAGUCUCCCACUCCUGCCACACCAGCGCCCAUCCCUUCUCCCUCUGUGGCUGUUCCUGCGGGAGCAACGCUGCCCACCCAGAAUGGGCACAUGGGCCCUGAUACUACUGCAGUGUCCCCGGCUGAAUCCAGGCCUCCCCCUCAAGCUGACCAGGCUGGCUGCCAGCCUGCCCCAGCACUUCCUGCUGUCUUGACCCCCAAAAGUCAUCAUCCCCCACCAACAGGUGCCCAGGCCACACCCUCCACAGAAGAAACAAGCCUCCCAGAAAGUGCUCAAAGACCAUCCAAGAAUGACCUGCCUUCCUCUGGUACGGGAUCUUCCAGCCCACGGACUAAACAAGAUACCCAGAAGGCUCAAGCCCGGCACAAGUUGGCCUGUGAGCGGCGGGAAGAGAGAGCCAAGCAUCUAGCUGCCAAGCGAGCUGUGUGGCUGGAGAAGGAAGAGAAAGCACGAGUUCUGCGUGAAAAGCAACUGGAAGAACGGCGACGCCGGCUCGAAGAACAGCGGGUUCGAGCCGAGAAGCGGCGCGCUGCCCUCGAGGAGCGCCAAAGGCAGAAGCUAGAGAGGAACAAGGAACGCUACGAAGCUGCCAUUCAGCGCUCAGCAAAGAAGACCUGGGCGGAAAUCCGGCAGCAACGGUGGUCAUGGGCCGGUGCACUGCACCACAUAUCCCCGGCUCACAAAGAUGGUACAAGCAGGUGCUCCCUCUCUGCCGUAAAUCUCCCUAAACACGUGGACUCUAUAAUCAACAAGCGCCUCUCCAAAUCUUCCGCCACCCUCUGGAAUUCACCCAGUAGAAACCGCAGCCUCCAACUCAGCCCCUGGGAGAGCAGCAUCGUUGACCGGCUCAUGACGCCAACGCUGUCCUUCUUGGCACGCAGUCGCAGCGCCGUGACGCUUGCCGGCAAUGGCAAAGAUCAAGCAGUACCUGUGUGCCCUCGCUCAGCUUCUGCCACCCCCCUCAGCCCCUGCAAUAACCAGCGCCUGCACCACCGCUGCUCAGAGCGACGGCAGCCUGCAACCAGCAGCCCAAACAUGACACCCCGCCGCAAAGCUGACGCCUCCCCUAAAAAGAAAGAGAAGAAGGACAAGGAGCGGGAGAAUGCCCAAGAAAAGAGUGCCCUUGCCCUACACAAACGCCAGUCUAUGCCCGCUGGACAGGCUCGCCAGCUGCGCACUCCUGAGAGCAGCAGCCCAGGCCACAGGCCGAGGCCUGCUUCUCCAGCUACUGCCAAGCAACGCCCAGCCUCGCCUAGCACAGGCCCCAGUUCUCCACACCGGCCAGGCCUGACCCGCAGCGCCCGCUCUUCACCCAAGGUGAAACCCCGCAAGGAGCACAGCAGCCAGCCAAAGGUCCCAAAGGGUGAAGAGAAGGAACGGAAAGUGUCCUCCCCUGCUCUGACUGAGACCCCCAAGGUCACAGGGGGCCCUGAAGUGACACCAGAUCCCACGAACCCUUCUGGCACGGCCAGUCCAGUGCCUGCCCCUCCUGCCGCCACACCAGGCAAACCCACGGCAGGCACCACAGACCGAGAAGAGGCUGCCCGGCUCCUGGCUGAGAAACGGCGCCAAGCACGGGAGCAGCGGGAACGGGAAGAGCAAGAACGCCAGGAGCAGGAGGAGUGGGAGCGGCGGCUAGCAGAGGAACGGGCUCAGCAAGAAGCUAAGGAACGGCUCCAGCAGCAGGUAGAGCUAGCCCGGCUGGAGGAGGAGCGACGGCGGAAAGAGGAGGAGCGUGUCCAGCGAGAGGAGCAUGAAGCGCAGGAGCGGGCCAGGGCUGAGCAGGAAGAGCAGGAGCGGCUGCAGAAACAGAGGGAGGAAGCUGAAGCCCGGGCGCGAGAGGAGGCAGAGCGCCAGCGGGUGGAGCGCGAGAAGCAUUUCCAGCGGGAGGAGCAAGAGAGGCUUGAGCGGAAGAAGCGGCUGGAGGAGAUCAUGAAGAGGACGCGGAAAGCAGAUGGAGCUGAUGCCAAAAAGAAGGAAGACAAGAAAAUGGUGAAUGGGAAGAAAGGGAAACAAGAGGCCGGACUCAGUAUAGAUGGUGAGAAGCGGCCUGGAAGCCUCCCCAAGGAAGAAGAGCUGCCCGAGAUGCAGGCCUCAAGCCCUGCUGGUCGCAAAGUGCUGCCUCCCGAAGGAACACAACACAGCUCCCCUGUGAUCCCUGCUCUCUCCCUGGUGAACGGUCUGCAGACCGGAAAGCAUGAGAACGAGUUUUCCUCCACCAAGGAGCCCAGUGGCCGGGAGCACUCCACAAGCCCCGGAUUGGGCAUGGCCGGAGAGGCCAUUCUGCCUUUUGCCAACAAGGAGCCUUUCCUCACCAAGGCCCCGCAGGUCACAGAAGUUCUGUAAACAGUGAUGCCCCCUCUCCCUCCCCCAAAGGACGGGUGCAACCAUGUGCCAACCUGCAGGCUUAGAUCUAACCGGACGAUCAGCCAGAUGCUCCCCAACCUACAAGGACCGAGGAGGCCUAGGGAGCCAGGCUGGCUAGGGAUGGCCCAGCCCCACAGACUCUCUCUCUUCCUCUCUUUCUCUCCGUCUCUCGCUCUUUUCUUUGUUUUUAUUCUUAUUUUUAAUAUGCACCUUAUCAGACUGAUUCCCUACUCAUAUUUUAUCCCACAAGACUAUAUAACCGCAUAGGUAUUUAACUGGUUGGGUACAAAAGGAUGUGAAUAAUGUACAUAAAAGCUCAGUGUUAACACGGAUUGCGCCGGCAGUAUCACUGGUGGGGUCUUGCUGCCCCCCCCCCAACAUGUGUUUGCAGUAGAUUCCUUUGGGACGACUUUUUUUUCUUCCAGAUGCAGGCUGGGUCAUAGCUGAGGGAGACAGGAUCUUGGCGUUGGGCUGGGGUCCCUGUGUGUGUGUGUGUGUGUGUGUGUGUUACAGCCAGUGCAAAAGCAGGCAAGUCUGGAGCUGUCAUUUAAACUCUUGGCCUUUGGUCUCAGCCAGGAUACCUGGAGAGUUUUGUGUGUCCACGUGCACCAUAAGCCACUCGACUGCCAUUGUUCAACACACUGUGCUUUUAUUGGGUGCUGCUCUUUUCUGCGUGCGUGUGUGUCUGCGUGUGUGAUGGCUGGGACACGUCAUGCUGGGUGUCAUUGUGACAGUAUUAUACAUCUGAACAACCACCUUUUAUGGACAAUAAAGAUA